AUGUCCUCGCCGGCCCAGCGCGAGCGCACCAUUCGCUCCAUCGUGUCCCAGCUGACAGACCUCUACCUGGCCAACCGCACCCGCAUCUCCCGCGCCGUCUACCUGACCCUCUUCGUCGCGCUCAUCAACCGCGUGCGCAAUGCCAUCGCCGAGCAAAAGGCCGCGUCGAGGCGCGAGGCUGACCGGCGCAGGGAGCGCGGUGGCACCACGGCCGGGGGGCAGCAGGGGGAGGAUCUUGCUGGGGCAAAUACGGACAAGAACAAGAAGAAGAAGAAGAAGGUCGAGCUCGACCGGGAGUUCUUCCGGAGCCUGCUGCGGCUUCUGAGGAUCGUGGUGCCUGGCUGGCGGAGCAAGGAGACCAGGCUGCUCAUCAGCCACAGCUUCUUCCUGGUCGUCAGGACUCUGAUUAGCGUCAAGGUUGCUGCUAUGGAUGGUGCCAUCGUCAAGGCCUUGGUCAAGGGCCACGGGAAGGAGUUUCUGAUGAGGAUCGUGUGGUGGAUGUUGAUCGCCGUGCCGGCUACCUUUACGAACUCCAUGCUCUCGUGGCAUCAGGCAGAACUGUCCUUGAAAUACCGGACCAGGCUCACCCAGCACAUUCACGACAAGUACCUGUCCAAGCUGACCUUCUACGGCAUUUCGGCCCUGGACGACAGGAUAAAGAACCCUGAUCAGCUCAUAGCGGUGGACGUUGCCAAGUUCUCAAACAGCCUGGCUGAGCUGUACAGUAACCUGGCCAAGCCGCUGCUCGAUAUGACAAUCUAUACAUGGUCGCUUUCCAGCAGUGUAGGGGGCGAAGGCGUCAUGUUCAUGUCUCUUCUCGUCCAGCUGUCUGCGAAUGGUAUGCGCGCACUCACACCGCCCUUCGGCAAGUACGUGGCAGACGAGGCGAGACUAGAAGGCGAGUUCCGCUUCCAGCACUCGCGGUUGAUAGACCACAGCGAAGAGGUGGCGCUGUAUGCAGGCCACGAGGUCGAGAAGGACACCCUCGACAAGGGCUACUUCACCCUCAUCAAGCACGUCAACUACAUCCUGCGGCGGCGCUUCUACCACGGCUUCAUGGAGGACUACGUCAUCAAGUAUUUCUGGGGUGCUCUGGGCCUGAUGCUCUGCAGCGUGCCAGUCUUUGUCAAGUUCCCGGGCACCAUCACCCAGAACAUGGGUGACAGGACCGAGACAUUUGUGACCAACCGCAGGAUGCUGCUGUCUGCAUCGGAUGCCUUCGGGCGCAUCAUGUUCUCGUACAGAGAGGUCAUGGAGCUGGCCGGAUACACGUCGCGGGUGGCCACGCUACUGGAGGUCAUGGAAGACAUUCAGAAUGGCCGCUUCGAGAAGAAACUGGUGUCCAGCGCGGGCACCGAGGGUAACGAGGCCGUUCUCAAGGGCAGAGGAAAGGUCGUGGAGAGCAAGGAUAUCGAGUUCAUCGACGUCCCGAUUAUCUCUCCCAACGGUGACGUCCUCGUCAAGGCUCUCUCCUUCUCGCUCAAACAGGGUGAUCACCUCCUUGUCGUGGGCCCCAACGGCUGUGGCAAAUCCUCCCUGUUUCGGAUCCUGGGUGGUCUCUGGCCCGUUUACGGCGGCACCGUCCACAAGCCCCCCUUCACCGGCAUCUUUUAUAUCCCGCAGCGCCCUUACCUCUCGCGCGGCUCACUUCGCCAGCAGAUCACAUACCCAGACGGCCUGCGCAUGACCCGCGCCAAGGGAGUCACCGACGCUGACCUGCUUGGAAUCCUCAAACUCCUCAACCUCGAGAACCUCGUGACUCUGUACCCGGAGGGCUGGGAUGCCGAGGCCGAAUGGCGUGACGUGCUGUCGGGCGGGCUGCAGCAGCGCGUCGCCAUGGCCCGCCUCUUUUACCACCGCCCGCGCUACGCCAUCCUCGACGAGUGCACCUCAUCUGUCACCCUUGAUACUGAGAAGGUCAUGUACGACAACGCCAAGGCCCUAGGAAUUACCCUCAUGACCGUCAGCCACCGGCGGAGUCUGUGGAAGUACCACAGCCACAUCCUGCAGUUCGACGGCCAAGGCAACUACGUCUUCACCAGGCUGGACGCCGACAGGCGGAUGAAACUCGAGGACGAGAGGGAGGACCUGGAGGUGCUGCUGAGGCAGGUGCCAGAGCUGGAGAGGAGGAUGGAGGAGCUGACCUCUGCGUAA
Messenger RNA from Cryphonectria parasitica EP155, 2154 nucleotides. RefSeq lists its product as uncharacterized. Gene Ontology annotation, molecular function: ATP hydrolysis activity; ABC-type transporter activity; ATP binding. The transcript is spliced from 4 exons. The record is from RefSeq and is a predicted model, not a curated record. The coding region runs from base 1 to 2154 and encodes 717 amino acids. Gene Ontology annotation, cellular component: peroxisomal membrane. Gene Ontology annotation, biological process: fatty acid beta-oxidation; peroxisome organization; long-chain fatty acid import into peroxisome. NCBI's taxonomy places the organism in Eukaryota, Fungi, Ascomycota, Sordariomycetes, Diaporthales, Cryphonectriaceae.